This is a messenger RNA of Rotaria sordida, 315 nucleotides long. Lineage: Eukaryota; Metazoa; Rotifera; Eurotatoria; Philodinida; Philodinidae. The record is from the annotation of a GenBank genome assembly.
AUGGCUGGUCUUUAUCCUCCAUUUAAUUCUGAUCCACAAGAUUCUCCUGGUCUUGAAAGUCAAAUGGAUCGCAAGCCCGAUUAUGGACACUUAUCAUACAAUGGUUCAGGCAAACUUCAAGGCAAAAUAGCUAUCAUUACAGGUGGUGAUAGUGGAAUUGGACGGGCAGUUGCCUUAGCAUUUGCUCGCGAAGGUGCUACCGUUGUCAUUUCGUAUUUGAAUGAGACUGAAGAUGCUGAAGAAAUUCAAGCAGUCAUUCAGAAAGAGGGACACGAAUAUAUUUUGAUUCCAGGUGAUAUAACUGACGAAGCUUAA